AUGCCGUUUUUAGCGAUUCGAAUAAAAUAUACUGCGAGAGUAAAUUUCCCGAAGAACAAGAUAAAUAAGAAAGGGGUUUCUGUAGAAAUGGAGUUGCGUGAGACAGACAACAGUUCGCCUAGAGGCGCCUCUUCCCAAUAUCCGGAGCAGCUCCUCUUUGUGGAACAGCAGUUCCAUCUUAAUAGAACAUCCAUCUCUCUCCUAUUGGCAUCUUUAGGUCGCUAG
Messenger RNA from Nezara viridula (southern green stink bug), 225 nucleotides. Lineage: Eukaryota; Metazoa; Arthropoda; Insecta; Hemiptera; Pentatomidae. The record is from the annotation of a GenBank genome assembly.